Messenger RNA from Plasmodium gonderi, 1086 nucleotides. Its product is annotated as variable surface protein. Bases 1 to 1086 code for a protein of 361 amino acids. NCBI's taxonomy places the organism in Eukaryota, Apicomplexa, Aconoidasida, Haemosporida, Plasmodiidae. The record is from RefSeq and is a predicted model, not a curated record. The transcript is spliced from 3 exons.
AUGGGCCAUUUAAUUCUAAAAUUUUAUCCCUUUUUAAAAGACACCUGGAAAAUAUAUGAAAGCAUGGAUGAAGCUGUGGAGGGUACUAAUGAUGACCAAGUGUAUAUAAACGUUUGCAAAGGAAUUAAAAAUACAAAGAUUAAGGAUAAUGAAAAAUAUUAUAAUUUAUGUUUGAAACUUUCAAGAAAUUUGAAAAUAUUUUGUAGUAAAGCAGAAGAAUGCAAAACUAAUUCUAUCUAUUGUCAAAAUUUAAAUAGCUGGUUAUAUAAAAUAGUAAAUGAACAAAAACUUGAUAGUAGCAAAAUUUAUGGAAUUUUCAUGUUUUUUAGAAGAAUUUUGCAUAGAUUAGGUAUUAAUGAUAUGUGCACAUAUUAUGAUUAUGGUCGUUUUUAUCUAGAUCCUAUUAAUAUUAUAAUGCUAAAAAUAUUUGACGCUAAUAUGAAUAUUAUUGAACAGACAUUAUCCCAGGAAACCUAUACAUAUACAUGUCCAUGCCAAAAUUUUGUUAGUGAAAUUAUAAAAAUAUACAAAAAUAUGAAUAAUAAAUAUUGCACUAAUGGAGAGCCUAAAUAUAACAUAAAAAGAUGUAUACGUACCUGUGAUCUAUUAAAAAAUUUUGCCUUUUCGUACAAUCAAUAUCUUCAUAAUAAUAAUUCCAUAAAAAGAAAAAUACCAUCAUUGACAUCUCAAGAUGAUGUAGAAUAUCAUGAAUGUGAAGAGGAUUACGAUACCAGCGCGUCACUUGUAGUAGAUGAAGAACAAUUAUUAUUACCAGAAAAUGAUGAUUUAUUAGAAGACGAUUUUGAUCAAACAUUAAGCGAACUACAAGAUUUUGAAACUAAUAAUUUAAGUUCAUUCAAAAUAAAAUUUUUACCCACUGCUCUUGUUAUAAUUGCUGGAGUAUCUUCCCUUUUCUUCUUAUCUUAUAAGUUCACUCCAAUUCGUAACUUGUUUAGUAACAGAAAAAGAAUAAAAACAACAAAAAACACUUAUAAUGAAGAUGAGGAAAAAGAGUUCUUUUAUAAUAUGCCUGACAAUAUAACUUCAUACAAUCAGAGAUAUGAUAUAGCAUAUGGAAAUUUAUGA